GGUCAGGCCUUUCCUUGCCCUUACACUCCAGUCCUUCACUGAAAAUAUGACAAGCCAGUUCACAAUUUCAAGGCAUUGUGGCUCAGUUAGGGCCCCAGGUAGUAUGCAGAUUUCUCAGAUAGCUUCUGGGUCCUGUCCAACUGUACGUAAAGCUUUCAGUGUAUAUGGUUCUGGGACAGGUGGUCGAACCCAUGCCUCACUGCCAGGAUAUGGUGGCUUGUGUUCCUCUAGCAUAGUAUCAUCUUCUGUUGGUGGUGGUUUUGGUGGUUGUUUUGGUAGUGGUUCUGGUUUCGGUAGUGGCUCUGGUGGUACAGGAUUUGGUAGUUUAUCUGUAGCCUUAGGUGGUGCUCUUGAUAGUAAUUUUCUUGCUGGAAAUGAAAAGAUAACAAUGCAAAACCUGAAUGACCGUCUGGCAAACUACCUGGGUAAUGUGCACAUGUUAGAGAGAAAAAAUGCCGAACUAGAAAAAAACAUCAAAGAGUGGUAUCUGAAACAAUCUCAGGGUGGAGAUGGGACAACUCGUGACUACAGUGAAUAUGAAAAGAUAAUUGAUGACUUGAGAAAUAAGAUCCUGAAUAAAAACGUGGACAAUGCCGAAGCUGUGCUUCAUAUCGACAAUGCUAAACUGGCAGCUGAUGACUUGAGACUCAAGUAUGAGAAUGAGCUGAAUCUGAGACAAAAUGUUGAAGCAGACAUAAAUGGCUUGCACAGAGUUAUGGAUGAACUGUCCUUGUGUCGGGCAGAUUUGGAGUCACAAAUUGAAGCCUUGAUGGAAGAUCUGAACUUCCUCAAGAAGAACCAUGUAGAGGAAAUGGCUGCACUGCAGGCCCAGAUUGGUGGGGAUGUCAAUGUAGAGAUUGAUGCAGCUCCGGGUAUUGACUUGACCAAAGCCAUGGAUGAAAUGCGAUGCCAGUAUGAAACUAUAGUAGAGAAGAAUCAGAGAGAGGCUGAAGACUGGUACAAAAAGAAGGCAAGUGAGCUGAGCAAGGAAGUGUCUUCUAGUACAGAGUUGUUGCAGACACACAAGACAGAGAUGACAAACCUGAAACACACUUUGCAGGGACUGGAAAUUGAGCUGCAGACUCUACUUGCAACGAAAUGUUCUUUAGAAAACAUAUUAGCUGAUACAGAAGCUCGCUAUGGUGCAAUGUUGCAGGACAUUCAAGCAUCAGUCAAUAAUGUAGAAGUGAAUUUAGCAAACAUCAGGUCAGAAAUCGAGUGUCAAUCACGGGACUACCAACUGCUCCUGGAUACCAAAACAAGACUUGAAAGAGAGAUCAGUGAAUAUCGACAGCUGCUUGAAGGAGAGGAUGGCAGGUACACAUCUUCAGGUCCACAGACCACCAUAAAUAUCAGAAAAAUUGUGGAGGAGUACAGGGAUGGAAAGAAGGUCUCUGAAAAGGAGGAAAGACAAGUACACUUGUAACAGCGAGCCAGAUUCCUGUAGACCCACUGUCUGCUUGAGCUAAAGAAUUAUAUAGUCAUGCUAAAAGCAAAGCUUAGAAUCUUGUAUGCAUUCAGAGUGAAAGCAGCAAUGAAAAUUCUUCCCUGAAUACCAUUAAAACAGUACCAUGCUAAUUAGAGUAACUGAAAUGUUGCUAAAAAAUUUCUUUAAAACCUCUGCAGCUGAUACUCCCCACUGCCAGCAUUUUGAUGUAGUUCCAACAUCAAAGUGUAGGACAGGCUAUGUCUCAUUCUAAGGUACAUCUUGGAUAGCAGCCAUUGUACCAAAUUCUGGGUUUCUUCUUUCACAUACUGAAAUGAACAUUAAAGAGAAUUACAGAACAGUAGAUGUAGAUGGUGAAACCUCAAGAAACAUCCAUUGUGCUUGUAUUUCAUGUGUGCAAUAAAAGAAAACAAUUAAACAGAAGUUUGAAAGCAUUACAAGACGUGUUUUGAUAUUAACUCCCAGCUUCUUUGUGAUUCAUUUUCUUAAUAUAUUUAGCAUUGCAAUGCUUGUUUUUUUUGUUUUUGUUUUAUCACUGCUACUUAUUUGUCAAGAGAUCUGAAUGUAACUAUU
Molecule: messenger RNA, 2020 nt
Organism: Protopterus annectens (West African lungfish)
Lineage: Eukaryota; Metazoa; Chordata; Ceratodontiformes; Protopteridae
Product: keratin, type I cytoskeletal 19-like
Exons: 8
Coding region: 47-1426 (459 amino acids)
Molecular function (GO): structural molecule activity
Source: RefSeq, a predicted model, not a curated record